AACUCGGCAUAAUACCGCGGAAGCGGCCUGGGAAAUUAUAUUUGUCAUGGAGAAUCGGUCGUGUCCACAUUGGAGGACAAUUCGAUUGCGAUCUUUGACCGCACGGCGACCAGACGGAACGGUCAUUGAAUGCGUUAUCGCCGGUCUUUUUAGAUCGGCCGCGCGUUUCGGUGAAAAGUACCGAUGACAUUCACGGCACUGCGUGGACAAGUGAACGCGAACAAUCAGACCGAGCACGAGAAUACAUCGAGCUUCGCACGUGGGAGAGAAACGCGUGAAAGUUCAGUCUGAUCGCUUCAAUGAGAUUACUUGUAAUUCUGUUUUUAAUAAAAUAGUCCUCUGCCAUUUUAUGCACAAUGUGCAUACAAAAUAAUGGGAUCAGUAUGUCUAGAAAAUUAUUAUCACUGUACAGCAUGUCUGUAAAAUAAUUGAUGCCACAUCAAUUUGAAAACCACUAUUUAUUAUGUAAAAGAGAUAUAGAAAUUAUUUAUAAUUUUCAAACUUUAUAUGAUACCUGUGAAAUAGCAACUCGUUCAUCGCUCUCAAAAAUCGGAGCCUGCAGAAUAGCAACAAUCUUAUCAUUUCUCCUGUGCACAUUAGGUUGUCAUUCUACAGGUCUCCAACUUUUUAAAUAAUACUCAAACGUUAAAAUAAUACUAAAUAAUACUAAAACUCAUAAACGUACUUCAAUAUUUUCUUAAUUUUUCAGAUCAAGAUGACGUGCUUGUCGGUCUCGUAUCUGCUGAUCUUUCUACUGGCUGACGUCAACGCGGCUGGCAUCGGUGAGGCCUGGCAAGUCACGCCGCACACCAAGCCCAUGUACGCGGAACAUUCGUCCCGACCACGGCUAAAUUCUUCGGCAUUUGAAGUUCGCACUGUGAGCGGAGUCGGUCGUCUGACGUCGCUCAAUGAAGCGGAGAAACAUCCGGCAGCCACCGAGUCGACACCGAGCGAUUCCGUAUCGACGACAAUGAGCGUUCCGGAAGACGCCUCCCGCAAAGAUAGAGACCUCGAGUAUCUCCGAAGAUUUUUCGAGAAUUCCUCUUACGACGACGACGAGGUCGAGGAUGACGUCGGAGACGACGCUCCACCUGUUCAGACUCUCCAGAAAAUGCUCAAGAAAACGAUCAUGAUGAGACUCCUGCGCGCGUUCAAGGAUGAAGAAGACGACGCAGUCAACGACGACGAGGAGGCUCCUGUCGAGACAACAGCUCCUGCACAACGCUUCCGUCGACAGGCGGAGAAUGAGACGAGCAUGGAGAAAAUCUCGACGACGAAGAGCGUCCGCGAGGCCCGCCUGAACUCUCCUGAGACGUGGUCCACCUCGGUGCAACCGAUCUCGGUGGAGUUCCGUCAUCGUAUCCCGCUGGAUCAGGUAGUUCAGCAGCAGCAACAGGAAGAGGAAGAAGCCGCCGCCGCUGCCGCUCUAGCCAACAGCUACCGGAGGUACCCUCAGGCACCUCGGGCGGACUUUGUGACCGGCCAUCAUCAUCAUCGUCGCGGUUACCCGGAAUAUCGCGAGUCCAGGGACAUGCCACUCACCGGGCGCAACUAUGAUGACUAUGAGCAGAUGUCUUGGUACCGAAACGCUGUACGCGACAGGGACUACGAUCCUUUAUCGUAUCCGUCGUACCGACGUGGGUACAGCUACCCGCAUCCAGAUCGCUACAGAAUGGAGAGGGAUUAUUACGUGCGCCCGGCGAGCGAUCAUUACUACUACGACCGCUAUGAUCGCUAUCGGGAUGACGAGCUAGACUUCCACGGACGCCAGCGAUCCAUGCCGAAGCCGAGACGAGUCAUCUACUACGCCACCCUGCCGGAGAUCGUGAGAAAACCGGUUGAUCUGAGAAACUACCCGCGAGGAUCAGCGUAUGACAGCGGCGCGAUCAAGUCGCAGGCGACGCGCGAUGACGCGUACAAGCGUGUUCCCGGCAACGUUGAUCCUGGCAAGUAUAGAUAUAGAAACGCGUACAAUAGCUACGAUCCUUAUGCGAAACGAUCGAGCUACUAUGAUCGUGGCUACGGGUAUUCAGAAGGCGAACUACGGCGGGUUAGAUUGUCGACCAAGGAAAGCCUGAAGAACGGAGACGGAUUCGGUGUGGGCAGCAAUGAGCAGCGGCGGGUGAGCAAUCUCGUCGCGAUCAGAGACGAUAGAGACAAGCUGCCGUGGCCGGUGCAGAUCGGCACGGAAGUCAGCAUCAAGGAUGAUGAGAGGAUCACCGGCCGGAAGGUGUUUGGCGAGUCGGCUGGCGGCUACGAGAGAUACCAGAACGCGCAGUUGCAGAAGGCACCGGACGCCACGGGAUCCAGCGAGCUCCAGAGCGAUAAUUAAUAAACACUGAAACAAGAGAAUUAAUCUCGGGUUUGUCUCGACUCGCGGAUUUACGAAAAGCGCAGAGGAACGUGCGCAGUCCUAAUAAAUGCUAUUUAGCUAUUUAAAUAAUAUCUAAAAAUUAAAUUUAAGUAGUAUUAAGUAUGAUUAUGAUGCACGCAAUAAAUAUUAAAGUACGUAAGAAUUUCAAAAAAGAUAUGCGUAAGGCAGGCGUAAACUGAAAAUUAUUUAAAGAAUUUAGAGGGUUUUAUAAUGUCACAACUCAACUUUACGCGCAUAGGAUGGGAUGGGUAUCAUUGUAUAUCUCGGUUUCACAUGUACAGCCUUGAUGGACCGUAUAGAUGCUAAGACGAAAUGUUUGUACUUUUAACAAUAAAGUUCCGAGAGAUUCACAUCCCAAA
This is a messenger RNA of Ooceraea biroi (clonal raider ant), 2733 nucleotides long. RefSeq lists its product as uncharacterized. The record is from RefSeq and is a predicted model, not a curated record. NCBI's taxonomy places the organism in Eukaryota, Metazoa, Arthropoda, Insecta, Hymenoptera, Formicidae.